GUUGGGUUUUGUUCUGCGCUUGCGCUGAUGUUGCCAAUGAGUGGAACGCUGAAAGUAUCGAGUUGGAGUUGGAUACUUGUCGGAAUCACUGAGAAAGUGGGAUCGGUUCGCACAGCACAUUUCCCUCGAUUCAGGGCUAUUCAUGACCGUCUUGUAAUUUGUCCCCGACGGGUAUUUCUUACUGUGGCACUUAGAAAAAGGACAAUUAUCACCCCCAGUCCUCCUACCUGGUGUGGGGUCAUGCCUUUAGAGACCAAACAUCGAAUUUUGUUACUUUAUGCCUCACAAAGUGGACAAGCGAAAGCAAUUGCUGAGGAAAUUGCUGAGACAGCAGAUGGAAAAGGAUUUGUAGCUGAUAUAUAUUGUGUGAGCCAAAUGGAACAGUUCAACCUAGAGAAGGAACGUGCUCCAGUUGUUAUAAUCUCCUCUACCACUGGUGUUGGAGAAGUACCAGACACAGCAAGGAAAUUUGCACAAGAGCUUAACAGUGAUUUGCCAGCUAACUUCUAUUCGCACAUGAAAUAUGCAGUGUUAGCUCUUGGCGAUUCUAACUACAGUCAUUUUGCCAAUGGUGGAAAGAUAAUUGAUAAAUGCCUUCAGCAGCUUGGUGCACAACAUUUCUAUGCAACUGGAUAUGCAGAUGAUGGUGUUGGGUUGGAGUUAGUGGUCGAACCUUGGAUUGAAGGUCUUUGGGAUGCAUUGAACGAAUUAUGCAAGGGGCAAAAAGAGGAAAUUAACAGUAUAGAAAACAUAUUGGCUAUGAAUGAUGUUUCAACCGCAGACAGGAGUUCUGAGUUGGCAGAUAUUGAAUUGUUGAAGUUAGAAGCAAAUGUCCCACCAACAGCUAAAGAUUCAGUUAUUUCAUCUGUGGGUGUUGAACAAAAUCCUAUAGUAGCAGGAUUUCAGGAAUGUUGUCAAGUGCCAACCUGGGUACAAUCUGAAAAGCCCUUGUCAGAAAGUGCUCUGAAUAUCCCUUCACUGCCAGUGGAGUAUCUGAAUGUAGAGUUUCAGGAAAGCACAGAACAGGUCUACCAACAAGAAUGCUUCUCAUUGGCACCAGGUGUCACUCUGUUUCAGGUUCCAGUGACUAAAGCAAUUUCUCUAACCCGGGAGGAUGCAGUGAAAACUGCCUUAUUCUUGGAGCUUGAUAUUUCAAAAACCUCAAUGAUGUAUGAACCUGGAGAUGCUUUCAGCGUUAUAUGUCCUAAUAAUAAGAGUGAGGUGGAAGAACUAAUUCAGAGGCUUGGACUUGCAAACAAGAAAGACCAUGUGGUUGAAAUAAGUAUUAUACCAAACAAUAAGAAAAAAGGUGCUCACCUGCCUGAAUACAUACCAAAGAAAAGCACACUGCAAUUCAUUCUGACUUGGUGCCUCGAGAUACGAUCAGUUCCCAAAAAGGCAUGUUUGCGAGCUUUAGCUGAACACACCUCUGAUUCUUUUGAGAAACGGAGACUACAAGAGCUGAGUAGCAGACAGGGUGCUGCGGACUACACCCGGUAUAUGAGAGACCAUAAUAUUUGCCUGCUUGAUAUUCUUCGCGCCCUUCCAUCAUGUCAUCCACCGCUUAGCCUACUAUUAGAACAUUUACCAAAACUGCAAGUUAGAUCCUAUUCAGCAGCCAGUUCACCCAAGUAUCAUCCUGGUAAACUUCAUUUUGUUUUCAAUAUUGUGGAGUUCCCGUCCUGCCCGGAGAAGCCUGUAGAUCGAAGAGGAGUAUGUACAGGUUGGCUGGCACAGCAAGUUACACCAAUGCUUCAAAACUGUGAGAACGAAACUAUAAUUGGUGACUGUUUGUCGAAUGGCUUUGAAUUGCCACAGGCAUCUAUCUUCAGUCGGCAAAACCCAUUUUUCCAUCUACCUGCUGUUACGGCAGCUCCUAUUAUCAUGGUGGGUCCUGGAACUGGGGUUGCUCCCUUCAUAGGUUUUCUGCAACACAGACAAAAACAAAAAGAAGAAAAUCCUGACUCUGUUUUUGGUGAAACUUGGCUAUUUUAUGGCUGCCGACAUCAUGAUCGAGAUUAUCUGUUUCGAAAUGAGUUAAAGGGCUUUCAAGAUAAUGGCACAUUAACACAGUUGAAAGUCUGUUUCUCAAGAGAUCUACCCAAGGAUACAACAGCAGGAAAUCCAAAAUAUGUUCAACAUCUGCUUCAUCUCUUUGCUGAAGAUGUCACAAAAAUGUUGCUGGAUGAAAAAGGUUAUUUCUAUGUAUGUGGAGAUGGCAAGAAUAUGGCUAAAGAUGUGGCCAGUUCUCUAACUCAGAUUGUAUCAGAAAAGCUGGGCGUGGAUACUUUGGUUGCCAUGAAAAUUUUGGCCGACUUGCGUGAAGAGAAACGUUACCUACAGGAUGUCUGGAGUUAACUGCAACUGGAGGGGAAAAUAUAAGUUGAAAACAACACUUUCCACAGAAAUUGCUUAACAGUUUUAAAUGCUAAUUAUUUGAAGGAAUGUUAGAAAAAGACCUCUCAUUGCCAAAGUGCUUGUGGAAUUUGUUUUUGAAUAGUUGGCACUAACCCUUGUCAAAGAUAGUGAGGCAAUGCUCUUUAUUUUGAAGGACAUUGCUCUGAUGUUAUUGUGAAACAAAUUACUGGAAGUGGUCUCAACACCACCUCACAUAAUCUGCUUUUAAAAGUUAUGAUGUUAUUAAGUAUCAGUGGGAAUUUCUGCUGUGUGAUCUUUGAGCUUUUGGAUGAAAUCUAAAAAACAUUGUGUUUUAACAUAAUGUAAUUUUUUUACAAAAGUGUAAUUUUUAAAUUAUGCCUUUUAAAAUGUCCUCUUAUUAAGUUUGAGCUAUACACAUAUGGUUGAAGAUUCCAUAGAAGUCCAGUUAGAUCAAGUGUUAGAUUAUUGCUGAGAUUUGCUCUAAAUGUCAGCAUUUUGAGCACAUGUACAUCUUGUUAUGCAAAUCACACCAUGUUUAUAAGUUCUUAGGCUUAGCUAUGAAACACUGCAUUUUGUCACCUUGUUUGCUGGCAUUAUUUGUUGUGCUGGUCUUUUUAACUUUUAUUUAUAUUAAUUAUAUAAGAAUAUGUUGUGGAAAUUUAUCUCUAUGCCAGUAGGUACAGCACUAUCAUUUGUGAUCACUGGAACUGUAGCCUUUUGACCCUGAGCAAAGACCCUUCGUUUUGUGUCUGAAUUCGGGACCCUGAGUCAGAACUCCGCCUUUCCUCACUCUAAAUCUUGUCAACACCCUCCAAUCAUCCUUUCUGAAGUGUCUGUCACUUUCUAAGAGCUGCUCACUUGAGACACCUUUCCAGUUGGAAUUUGGUCUGCACUUUAUGGCUGCCAUAUUGGCCUGAGGGAUUGCCACUAUGCUGUUAUUUCUAGACCCGAGAACAGCACUGGAGAGUGGGUCUGCUUUGUAGUCUUGCAGCCAAGAAUAUGAUAUGGUGUCAGUACAUGUUCAUGAAUGUUAUUGAGCUAAAGUAUUGGUACUACGUAAAUUACAGUUUGAGUUAAUUUGAUUCUUCAGAAUUUUUCCAGACAUUUUUGCCUCAUUUCCUGCAGCAUAAUAACAUUUUCUGUCUUUGGUAUAAUAAAUUAUGUUGUCAAAAAAACAUACAAGUCAGAGUUUUUUGAAAUAUGAGCACACUUUAUAUUUUAAGAAAACUUGAGAUUAUUUAUAGUGUAAAGAUAAUGGCAGAAUUGUAAAAAUAAACAAAUGAGACUCUCGAAUAAAA
This is a messenger RNA of Chiloscyllium plagiosum (whitespotted bambooshark), 3677 nucleotides long. RefSeq names its product 5-methyltetrahydrofolate-homocysteine methyltransferase reductase (gene mtrr). Gene Ontology annotation, molecular function: FMN binding; flavin adenine dinucleotide binding; [methionine synthase] reductase (NADPH) activity. Gene Ontology annotation, biological process: homocysteine metabolic process. Gene Ontology annotation, cellular component: cytosol. The record is from RefSeq and is a predicted model, not a curated record. NCBI's taxonomy places the organism in Eukaryota, Metazoa, Chordata, Chondrichthyes, Orectolobiformes, Hemiscylliidae.